This is a messenger RNA of Amphibalanus amphitrite, 8183 nucleotides long. It is a transcript of the gene trio, whose product is annotated as kalirin-like. Gene Ontology annotation, biological process: intracellular signal transduction; axon guidance. Gene Ontology annotation, cellular component: cytoplasm. The transcript is spliced from 49 exons. Lineage: Eukaryota; Metazoa; Arthropoda; Thecostraca; Balanomorpha; Balanidae. Gene Ontology annotation, molecular function: protein binding; guanyl-nucleotide exchange factor activity. The record is from RefSeq and is a predicted model, not a curated record. The coding region runs from base 329 to 8014 and encodes 2561 amino acids.
GGGUUUGGCCGUUGCAGUUUGCGAUUGUUGUUGUUGGAAGGCGGUGGAUGUGAGGGUGCCCGCGGAAAGUGAGUUUUAUGGCCAUUGCGUUGAAGAAUAAGUGAAAAGCUGAUAAUAUACACGACCUUUGAAGUGAUCAGUGGCAGAAUCCACUCAGCGUCAGUGUAUCUUUCCACUGAGGUGAUUGGAUAGUGCUAUAGUUUCUGGAUGUGCGCCAGUAUGAGGAGCAGCCUAAUUGCAACUCCACUGAGCAAUUAGCGAGAAAGCGGCAUAGUUAUCUUAUAAGCGUCGGUAGCGGCGGGCCGCCGCCGGCAGCUGGAGGCGCGCCAUGGACGGCCUGCGAGCCAUGGACGUGCUGCCCCUACUGCGGGACCGGGUGGCGCUGCUGACGGGCGCGCGGGACCCGCGCGGCGGGCCCAUCCUCACCUUCCCGGCCAGCGCGCGCCGAGACCGCACCGGCCACGAGGACCUCAUCCAGCUGAUGCAGUACAUGUACCAGAUACCCAGCGAUGAGUCGCGCGACCUCGGCUUCACUGUGGUGAUCGACAUGCGCAACUCGACCUGGGAGAAGAUCAAGCCGAUCCUGAAGGUGUUGCGCGACCACUUCCCCGGCCACGUGUACACGGCCUACAUCCUGAAGCCGGACAAGUUCUGGCAGAAACAGCGCACCAGCAUCGGGAGCUCCAAGUGCAAAUUCGAGACGAACCUGGUCGGCCUGGACGGCCUGCACAAGGCCAUCGACCCCGGCCAACUGACCUCUGACCUCGGCGGCUCGUAUCCGUACGACCACUCCACCUGGGUGGAACUGAGGAGGUCGGUGGAGGACUUUCUGUGGCAGACCACCGAGGUACUGGACCGGAUGGACGAUCUCCGGGAGGAGCUCAGUCACGAGUCCGGCCCGGCCGCCGCGCCCGGGGACGUGGCCGCAGCCCGACGGGCCAUCGACCGGCACACAGAACUCCGGAAUAAGGUGUUCAAAAACCCCGCACACGAGAUGGACAAACUCGGCCAGCGCUUACUACAGAGGCUGGGCGGUGACGGUGACAGCGGCUGUGACUCGGGCUACGCCGGAGCCAGUCGCGACAGCACGUCCAGCAUGAUACUGGCCAACCCCGACCUGCAGUCCUGCAUACCGCAGAUCCUGCACACGCUGGAGACGAUGCAGAUCACCCAGCGGCACCUGCAGCAGCUCUGGCAGUACAAGAAGAACGAGCUCGACCAGGGACUCCAGCUGAAAAUAUUCGAAAAGGAUGUCGAAGAGGUGAUGAAGAUAGUGCGUCUGCGCCGGGACCAGUUUCUACAGAACUACGUGGACGUGGGCCGAUCGUACCGAGAGAGUAAACAGCUACAGGAGCACCACUCGCACACAACACUCGCGUCCAUGAACGUGUACGUAGAUAUGAAUCACAUCCUAUCGGAGGCUACCAAGUUGAUAGACAACGGCCACUACGCCUCCCAGCACAUACAGCAGGUGGCGGCACGGAUGGAGCGCAGUUGGAAGGAUCUGGCGGCGGGUCUGGAUGAGCGCACCACCGUACUAGCACUUGCCGUGGUCUACCAUCAGAAGGCAGAACAGUACGUGGAGAAGGUGCCCGGCUGGCUGCAGAGCUGUCAGGACCAGGAGGUACCCACGGCUGUUGACCAGGUGGAGGCGGCCAUCCACCGGCACCUGGCGCUCCGAGAGACAUUCUGCCAGGGCUACACAGAGGUCCACAGCACCAGCAAGAAGCUGCUGUACCAGCUGGACCACAUGGUACAGCUCUGUUCGCACCUGAGGUCAAACAGCGGCGGUGGGCCGGCCAGUACGCCGGCCGCUGACUACUCCGGAGGCGCCUCUCAUGUGCUAAGGGUCAUCCGUGAGAUUCUGAACCACCACGGGGCUGUGGACCAGCAAUGGAAACAAAGGAAGAUCCGGCUUCACCAGCAGCUGGCUCUCAAACUCUUCCAAGAAGAUGUGAAACAGGUCCUGGACUGGCUGGACACUCACGGCGACAUGUUUCUGCGGAAGAACACCAGUCUCGGCAGGAACCUGGAGCGGGCGGCCGCCUACCGGCGCAGCCACGAGCACUUUGUCAGCGUGGCGCAGAACACGUACACAAACGCCGAGAAGCUGCUCACCGCUGCCGACGAACUGGCCAGGACGGGCGAGUGUAAUGCCGAGGAGGUUUACCGCGUGGCUGCCGAGCUGGACGAACGAAUCGCAGCGUUUGUCGAGCGUGUGGAGAAGCGACGUAGGCUCCUAGAGCUGACCGUUACUUUCUACACCCACUUUCAAGAGCUCACUGCCUGGUACGAGGAGGUGCGGAAUUCCAUCUCGAGUGGGGAGGUCGGUGAGAGCGUGCAGGGCUGCCAGCACCUGCUGGAGGAGCUGGCACAGCGCCGAGAAGCGUUCAUCGAGGCCACUAACAGCACCAUCGCAGAGGGCGAGGCGCUCAUCUCAGAUCUCAAACUACAAGGCAUCACGAGUGAGAGUGACCCGACCGGUUCGUACGCGGGCAUCGAGUCAGGUCUCUCGGAGCUGACCCAGCGGCGGGACGGCAUGGCCGAACUGUGGGGCACGCGCAAACUGCGGCUCGACCUCUCCAUGCGGCUCAGGAUGUUUGAGCGAAAUGUCAUGGAGGUGUCUGUUCAGAUGGAGCAGUGGGCCGAGGAGUACCAGCGGCUGGACGUGCCGCGCGACAUGGCCACCGCCGAGCUGAUGCUCAGCAAACACAACGACAUGGUGCAGCACGUGCUGGACACCAUGUUCCAGCUAGUCCAGGAGGGACAGCAGACCAGCCAGCUUCUGGACCAGUCCAGCAUCCAGUUCAUGACGGACACAUCAACAACGGCCUCUGAGCGGUGCGCCAUGCUGCUGGCGUACGUCAACGACCGGCAGUCUGAGCUGGAUCAGCUGGCUGAGCGGCGCCGGCUGCGGCUCGAACAGCGCGUCCAGCUGGGGCAGCUCGAGGCUGAGGCGAACCAGGUGAUGACGUGGAUCCGUAACGGCGAGUCGAUGCUGGCGGCCAGUUUCAGCGUGCCGUCCUCACUGCAGGAGGCCGAACAGUUCAAACUGGACCACGAGCAGCUGCAGCGAGCUGUGGAGCGAACGCACACCUCAGCCGUACAGGCGUGGCAGCGUGCCGAGAGCCUCAUCAACACCAACCACUACCAACCGGACGCCAUCCGGACGAUCGCCGAGAACAUCACCAAGCGUUGGCAGCAGCUGGUGACGUGUGCCGAGGACAGGCACAAACUCGUCACCAGCAGCCUCAGCUUCUUCAAGACGGCAGCUGAGGUGUCAGUUGUCUUGGAGGGUCUGGAGAGGGAGUACCGUCGUGACGAGGACUGGUGUUCCACCGAGAAGACUGGCAACGCGGCCGAUAACGCCGUGCUGAUCGCUUCGCUCAUACAGAAACACCAGGACCAAAAGGUGGUCUUUCUGAAAGCAUGUACUCACGCGCGCCGCACCGGAGGCUCUGUCCUCAAGUACGCCACGCGCAGCAUCCAGUACUACAACCAGAAACUGAAGCCCGGCGUCCGCGGCUCCGAGGAGAAGGUUAAAGAGGUGCUGGACAACCUGCUUCGCCUGGAGAACCGCGUCAUGGACUACUGGAACGUGAAGAAGCGCCGACUGGACUGGUGUCAGCAGUAUGUGGUGGUGGAGCGAUCGGCGCAGCAGGCACUAGACUGGAUCAAGGAGACCGGCGACCAGUACCUGGCCACCCACACAGCCGUCGGCGACAGUCGAGAGGAGACGGAGAAACUGCUCCACGAGCACAACGAGUUCAAAACGACCGCCAAGGAGACCCGUGAGCGGGUCAAGCUGCUGAUCCAGCUGGCCGACAAUCUGAUGGAGAAGGGGCACGCACACGCGGCCCAGAUUAAAAAAUGGGUGGCCACUGUCGACAUGGCAUACAAGGACUUCUCACAUCGCAUGGAUAUGUACAGGCGGCAGCUGGAGGUUCAGCUGGGUCACCAGGCGUCCGGUGAGCGGCGCCAGAAGCCAGAACCCGGUCAGGAGGCGGACGAACCGGAGCCAGAGCCGGAGCCGGAGCCGCGGGAUCGGCUCUCCGACCCUAGUCUGGAGAGCAGGGUCAACGACCUGCAGCUGAAGGAAGCUGAGGGCAAACUGGAUGAGGAGAAACGACGCUCGGCGCGGCGCAGAGAGUUCAUCAUGACAGAGCUGCUGAACACCGAGCGGGCGUACGUCAAGGACCUGGAGAUCUGCGUGGCCACCUUCCUGCACGAGUCACGCACCAGCCGCGCCGUACCCAUCGGAAUCCGGGACAAGUCUGACAUCCUGUUCAGUAACAUGGAGGAGAUCCUCGACUUCCACCGCAAUACGUUCCUGCAGCAGCUGGAAAAGUACACCAGCAACCCGGAGGACGUCGGACACUGCUUCGUCACAUGGUCGCAAAAGUUCGACAUGUACGUCCAGUACUGUCGCGACAAACCGGACAGCAACGCGCUGCUGGUACAGCAUGGUGGAACGUUCUUCGAAGACGUGCAGCGUCACCAUCGAGUGGAGCACCCGAUCGCCGCCUAUCUCAUCAAGCCGGUGCAGCGCAUCACCAAGUACCAGCUGCUGCUCAAGGACCUGCUCUCCUGCUGUGACGGCCACGGCGAGAUCAAGGACGGUCUGGAGGUGAUGCUGAACGUGCCGAAGAAGGCCAACGACGCCAUCCACCUGUCGAUGCUGACCGACUGUGACGUGGAUGUCGACACGCUGGGAGAGGUGAUUCUACAAGACUCGUUCCUCGUGUGGGACAGCAAAGGUCUGAUCAGGAAGGGCCGCGACCGCCACCUCUUUCUCUUUGACUUCUACCUGCUCUUCAGCAAGGAGAUCAAGGACAACGGGAAGUCAAAGUACAUCUACAAACAUAAACUGAUGACGUCCGACAUUGGUGUCACGGAGCAUGUGGAGGGCGACGAGUGCAAGUUUGCCGUCUGGACUGGACGGCCGCCACUCAACGACAUGAAAAUUCUACUCAAGGCCAGCAGUCUAGAGGUGAAGCAGCAGUGGGUGAAGCGACUCCGGGAGCUGAUCCAGGAGACGUGCUUCCGCUCCUCGCUGCCACUACAGAUCCCACCGUCACCGUCCAAGAAGGCGAACAAGGCCAGCAGGGAGUUGGACGACCUACAACUGGAGGCCGACCACGAGCUGGGCUCCCUGCAGUCGUUCGGUUCAGCCAGCGGUCACUCGGAUUCAGACAAGGAGCUGACCUGGGUGGUGUCCGACUACUCGGCCCAGGCGGCCGGCGAGCUGACCGUCAGCCGCGGACAGCAGGUGGAGCUGCUGGACGCCGGAGCGCCCGGCUCCGACCUCUGUCAGAUCCGUCUCCCCCAGACAGAGAUGACUGGACUGGUACCGGCGGCCGUACUGCAGGCGCGACCCCGGUCACAGGAGCUGCACCCAUCAGAUACUGCCGGUGACAGUCAAGCCUCGUCGCCAGUCAACAAGCGGAAGGGCCUAUCGGGGCGUAAAUGGCUGCCGACGCCGCUGCGGAAGCUGUCGCACAACAAGCUGACGGCGACGCCCUCCCUGAGUGCCGGCGAGCUACCGCCCGUGGCCGGUCGGCCGCUGCCGCCCAAGCCGCCGCUUAAGAAGACCAACUCGGAGAGAAAGGUCCAGGCGGGAGUGGACGGCUCGAUGGGUAACCGGGUGUCGGGCGGCAGCGCCACCAGCUCAGACGAGCCGGGAGCCGCCGCCGCCGCCGCCGCUGCUGACGACCAGGACGAGCCCGAGCUGCCGCCGCCGAUGCGCGUGCUGGAGGACCCGGCGGCCGUGGCCGGACCGGCUGCCACCGUCACAGACGGCGCCGCACACGGGCCGGAGCUGGCCGCCGGCAGCUCUGCCGAGCACGCCGCCACAGAGCUGGAGCAGCUGGUCAAACAGCGCCUGGAGGGUCACACGGAGGGUGACGGUCCUCCGGGGCGGGCCGAGCCGCCCGACCCGGCGCCGGACGGCGCGCAGGGCGGCUCCUCAGAGGACGAGGACGAGGAAACCUCGCGGCAGCAGAAGGCGCUCAAAAAGAGGAGUUUCGUCAUCCAGGAGCUGGUCGAUACGGAGCGGGAAUACAUCCGCUCGCUGGGCCAGAUCGUGGACGGCUACCUGCGGCUGAUGCGCGAUGAAAACUGUCCCGUCCCCCUGCCGGAGGAUCUCUGCUCUGAUAAGGACCGGCUCAUGGGCAAAGACAAAAUCAUCUUCGGCAACAUCGAGGCCAUCUAUGAGUGGCAUCGAGAUUCGUUCCUGAAGGCGCUCGAGCGGUGUAUAGACAACCCUGCUGAGCUAGGCCCUCUGUUCAAGCGGUACGAACGCAAGCUGCACAUGUAUGUCGUCUACUGCGAGAACAAACCCAAGUCUGAGUACAUCGUAUCGGAGCAUAUCGACACGUAUUUCGAGGAGCUCCGGAAACUGUUGAAUCACAAACACCAGCUGACGGACCUGCUGAUCCAGCCGAUCCAGAGGAUCAUGCGGUAUCAGCUGCUUCUGAAUCAGAUUCUCAGGCACACAGAGGUAGCGGGUCUCACCGACGAAGUGGAGGCACUACGGAAGGCCGUCAACGUCAUGAUCGUGGUGCCGAAGGCGGCAGACGACAUGAUGAACGUCGGCAGACUGCAGGGAUUCGACGGGAAGAUCACUGCGCAGGGCAAGCUGAAGCGGUUUGGCAACAUGCUCUGCUGCGAGGGUGUCUCGGCGGCCAACUUCCGCGGGAAGGAGCACGUGGUGUUUUUGUUCGAGCAGAAUGUGAUAUUUAGUGUGCCGCUGGGCCGCCGCUCGGCGUUCACGAACCCCGGAUACGUGUACAAAAGCCACAUACAGGUGAACAAAAUGUCGCUCAACGAGAACGUGGACGACGGCGACCCGUGCAAGUUCCGUUUGAGCAGCACCGACCCGCAGAAACCCAACGUCUCGUGGGUCUGCCAAAUGGCCAGCGUAGACGAACGCAACGAGUGGGUGCGUGAGCUGCGCUCAAUGCUGCAGACGCAACAGAACUUCCUCAAGGCCAUCCAGUCGCCCAUCGCCUACCAGGAAAAGGAGAAAUUCAAAGAAGUCGGCGAGCUGGUGGGCGGUCACCACGGCAGCGGGUCGCUGCGGCGCGGAGCCGUGCCGCCCAGCAGUCUGCUCGACAACGGCGCGGCGCCGGCAGAGCCGCACGGCCACCCGCCGCCGCACGCGCCCGUCCGCUCGCCGACCUCCAGUCUGCCGAGCUCUCCGGCGGCCGGCGCUCCGUCACCGAGCGGCGAGUUUCCCAGUCCCACCGAGCCGCGCAAACUGUCACUGCAGACCGAGAAGAAACCCACCGGCUUCCUGACAGGCUUCAAGAAGACGCUGCGCUCGCGUAAAACGGAGACGAGUCUGCUGUAUGCGUCGGCUGAGGCCGAAGGCGCGGCGCCGUUUCCCGCGGGUACCACGGUUUCCGUCGUGACCACCUACAACGCCGAGUGUGAGGACGAGAUGGACGUUCAGCGCGGCGACCUCGUCCACGUGGUGUCGUACAACCGGUCGCGCGGCUACCUGGUGCACCGGGCUGCCACGCGCACGUCGCCGGCCGCCGAGGGCUGGGUGCCGCCGCACGUGCUGGCCGCCGCCGACCCGCUCCAGAGGCGCACCAACUGGGCGUUCCGGUUCCGACGGCCGAGCGGCGGCCCGCCGCGCGAGGUGAAGCGCCACUCCUCGGACCAGACUGAGCGGCGCCACGUCAGUGUGCGGCUCAUGGAGCCGGGCCGGCCGCCGUGCCGACUGCGGCGCGCCCCCUCCGACGUGACCGUGUACGCCGGCGACACGGUGGUGCUCUCGUGCACCGUCAGCCAGCCGGAAGAUGUGGUGGACGCCCAGUGGCGCGACCCGUGGAACCGCGUGGUGGACGGCGGCCGCGCCUCGCACACGGUGGAUGACGACGGCACGUGUCGGCUGACCAUCCAGGGCGCCGAGAGCGGCGACAGUGGAGAGUAUGUGUGUGAGGUAUUCACGGACCGACAGGUGCUGCGCGCCGCCGCCACCGUUACUGUGGUCGGCGACAUGACCUGACCUCCGCCGCCGCCGCCGCCGCCGCCGCGUCCAUUGUGAUAUCUUCUAAGUCAGUGUAGCCGCUCGGGGCCCGGCGCCGCAGCCCCCCAAUGUGUCCCCCGUGCCGGCCGCGCGGCCCGCCGCCCCGGCGCGGGAUCGCUGGUGAAUAUAUACGCCACCGUUUUGCAGA